UUAUGGACUGACUGAAUUUGAGGGAAAAGGAGGAGAAAGAAGGGAGGAGGUGGGAGAAACAGUGUUGCAGAAGCCAGCUAACAGUAUUUCUCGAAUUUUCGGUCUUCAGCCAAUUUCAGAGAUGGCAGAAGCUCACCAGGCAGUGGCGUUCCAGUUCACCAUCACGCCGGAGGGCAUUGACCUGCAGUUGUCCCACGAGGCUCUAAGGCAGGUGUACCUCUCUGGCCUGCGCUCCUGGAAGAAGAGAUUCAUCCGCUUGAAGAAUAGCGUGAUCACUGGGGUGUACCCUGCUAGCCCCUCAUCUUGGCUGUUUGUGGUUAUCGCAAUCCUGGCCACCAUGUAUACUCGCUCAGACCCCUCCAUGGGCCUGAUCGCAAAAAUACAAGAACACCUACCAGUCAGUCAGUCUCUCAGCGCGCAGUGUCAGACGGUGGUGUCGGCGGUGCUCUUCAGCACACUGCUGUGGCUGUCCCUCAUCUUCACCAUGCGCCUCUGCCUGAAGCAGCUGCUGUCCUACCACCGCUGGAUGUUUGAGCAGCACGGCAAAAUGUCCAACACCACCAAAGUCUGGGUGGCUUUGGUGCGCAUCUUCUCUGGCAGACAGCCCCUACUCUACAGUUACCAGGGGUCUCUGCCAAACCUGCCUGUUCCUGCCGUCAAAGACACAAUCAAGCGGUACCUGGAGUCUGUGCGGCCUUUAAUGACUGAGAGCGAGUUUGAACGCAUGUCUAAGCUGGCGAUUGAGUUUGAGGGCAGCCUGGGGAACCGACUGCAGUGGUACCUCAAGCUCAAAGCACUCUGGUCUGCCAAUUACGUGAGCGACUGGUGGGAGGAGUAUAUCUACCUCAGAGGGCGAAGUCCCAUUAUGGUCAACAGCAACUACUAUGGCAUGGACUUCCUGUAUGUGACACCCACCCCCAUCCAGGCAGCUAGAGCUGGGAACACCAUUCAUGCCUUCCUGCUCUACAGGAGAAAGCUGAACCGGGAAGAGCUGAAGCCUAGUCGUGUCCCAGGCACUGUCAUUCCACUGUGUGCCGCUCAGUGUGAGAGGAUGUUCAACACCACACGCAUUCCAGGAGAAGAGACUGACACCGUCCAGCACUGGCAGGACAGCGACUAUGUGGCAGUGUACCACAGGGGGCGCUACUUCCGACUGUGGGUUUACAAGUCAGGCAGGAUGCUGACACCCCGGGAGAUCGAGCUCCAGAUCCAGAAGAUCUUGGAAGACCCCUCUCCCCCAUUAUCUGGAGAGGACAAGCUGGGGGCCCUGACUGCAGGAGACCGAGUGCCAUGGGCUAAAGUGCGAAAGCAGUUUUUCAGCACUGGAGUCAAUAAGCGAUCGCUGGACUGCAUCGAGAGGGCAGCUUUUUUUGUCACCCUGGAUGACGAUGAGCAAGGAAUGAUGGGAGAUGAUCCGGCUGCUAGCCUGGACCGCUACGCUAAGUCCCUUCUCCAUGGGAAGUGUUACGACAGAUGGUUUGAUAAGUCCUUCUCUGCGGUGGUGUACAAGAACGGAAAGAAUGGCCUGAAUGCAGAGCACUCGUGGGCUGAUGCCCCUGUCGUCGCACACCUGUGGGAGUUUGUUUUGGCGACAGACAGUUUCCAGUUGGGCUAUGAUGAAGAGGGCCACUGCAAGGGUAAUGUAGAUCCUAAGCUGCCCCAGCCGCAGAGGCUGUCCUGGGACAUUCCUCCAGAGUGUGAAGAAGUGGUGAGUCAGUCUUUGGCGGUGGCCCAGGCCCUGGCUGAUGAUGUAGACUUCCACGUUUUCUCCUUCAGGGACUUUGGAAAAGGAAAGAUUAAGAAGUGCAGAAUUAGUCCAGAUGCCUUUAUUCAGCUCGCUCUGCAGCUGGCUUAUUACAGGGACAGAGGGCUUUUUUGUCUGACGUACGAGGCCUCUAUGACCCGCCUGUUCAGAGAAGGCAGAACGGAGACUGUUCGGUCCUGCACCAAUGAGAGCUGCGCUUUUGUAAAAGCGCUUGAAAGUGGAGAGGAGGAAGACCUUUGUGUCCGACUGUUACGACUGGCUACUGACAAACACCAGAAUCUGUACCGAAUGGCAAUGACAGGGGCAGGGAUAGACAGACACCUCUUCUGCCUUUAUGUGGUCUCUAAAUACCUAGGACUCGAGUCGCCUUUCUUGAAAGAGGUGCUGUCAGAACCUUGGCGCCUAUCCACCAGUCAGACUCCAGUUCAGCAGGUUGAACUUUUUGAUCUGGUCAACCAUCCAGAGUACAUUUCCUGUGGAGGAGGCUUCGGUCCGGUGGCGGAUGAUGGCUAUGGCGUCUCCUAUAUUAUUGUGGGAGAAAACAUGAUCAACUUCCACAUCUCCUGCAAGUACUCCUGUGCACAGACUGACUCUCACAGGUAUGGUGCUCAGAUCAGACAGGCUCUACUGGACUUGCUGCGACUGGGAGAACCAGGCAGAACAGGAAAUACACAGGCCAAGAAAGACCUGUAGACACGCUGGGAGGUGGAGCAUGGAAAGUGAACUGGGGAAACGGGGUAGGGAAAUGGUUAGAAAAGACUGCAGCACAAAUGAAGUGAAUGAAGGGGAUGGGGUGAGGCACAAAAAGCAAACUCUUCUCUGUGAAAUGUGAUAUGGAUCUUCAGAACGAUAAAUGGAAAAAGAAGCUAGAGUUUGAUGGAACCAAAAGCGAAAAGGUUCUUGAAGGUUUUUUGAUGAGAUUUAGUAGGAAGGAAAGCAAAAGGGAAGCAUGUAGAUUUGCCUCUUACCAUUUCAAGGUGAAUGUUCUCAAAAAUGUUCAGUUAUUGGCCAUAACAUUUGGAAAGCAGUUCAAUGGAAAACGCAGACCAAAACCUCUUGCUAUAUCUAAGGCAUUCUGGUGAAUUUGAGCACUUAAGUCAUAUCAAAGUAUGACUAGAAAGUGUUCAAAUUUAUACUUAAUUAUGUUAAUGAUUUUGUAACAUAUUCCAUAUUUAUACAUUUUCAUGUUUUUGCUUGCAAUGCUGCAAAAAUUAUAUACAGUGCAGUAUUUGGACAGUGGUACAAUUUAUUAUUUUGUCUCUGUACUCCCGCACAUUGGAUUUGAAAUUAAACUAUGAAUAUGAGGUCAGAGUGCAGUCUUUCACCUGUAAUUUGAGGGUUUUUACAUCCCGAAAGGUCAGUGGUUUGAUCCCCGGUGUAGCCACAAUAGCAUCUACACAGCCAUUGGGCACUUGAGCGAGGCCCUUAACCCUGCAUUGCACCAGGGGAGGAUUGUCUCCUGCUUAGUCUAAUCAACUGUAAAUCGCUUCGGAUAAAGGCGUCAGCCAAAUGACAUGUAAUGUAAUAUUAGUUGGUCCAUGUAGGAAUUACCUCCUUUUUAAAUACAUAGUCCCUCACUUUUGGUCCCCUAAAAUAAUUGCACAGUUCCCUUCUCAGCUGUUUUUUGACUGCUCAAGUGUAUUCAAUCGCUUCCGUAGUAAAGGUGCCAAUGAAAGUCUUAUACAACUCUGCUGAUAAAUGCCAAUAACAGACUCCAAAGGCAAUCAAAAGCCUAGAAUUAAGACUAGAUACUGAAAGUUUUCUUAUACAUCACUAUGGAAGUGAUUGAAUACACCUGACCUAAUCAGAAAUGGCUAAGAAGCCUACUAUUCAAUUACUUUUGGUCCCCUAAAAUGGACUUAGGAUGCAAUUCCUACUGAGCCAAAAGAGCAGAAAUUGUACCACUGUCCAAAUUCUUUCGGACUGCAGUGUAUACCAUUUAAAUUGCAAGUUGAGAUUUCAAAUUACUAAAAAUGUGUAUAAUGCUAAGCAGCUCAAUUAAGUAUGGAAUAGUACAGUACGAUGUGUGUGCUGUAUUCGUUUUUCUGUGUUUCUAUUAUACACACUGACACAUUGCUUACUAGACUGUACUGUAUCAAAUGUGGCUAUCAGUGUAACUUGUGUGAUGGUACUGUCAUGUAAAAUGCCACCAGAGAACACCAGAGCAUGAAUGUGUUGCACUGUAUUGAAUCUGGAGCAAAUGUAAUGAAAUGGCCUGGUCUGUACAACCCUCUGAUAGCUCACGAAAAGGCACAUUAUGAGCUACAGUAAGUGGCACAUAUAUAUUCCUAGAUAGCCUGCUGUUCAGAACAGAUUUUGAACAGAAAAUAGGUGUGCUAUUUGAUACAGGGUUAUUUUUCACAUUUCCUAAGCAUUGCCGUAUUUGCUUUUCAUGCUCCGUUAUUAUGUUAACCCUUAAGUAUAUACAGUUGUGCUCAAAUGAAUAGCAAUGCGUUAAAAGUAUUUUUUUAAUAGCUUUUAGUUCAAUAUUUCAAAUGUAGUGGAAACUAUACACAUUCAAUUCCAAAUCAAAGCAUUAGCAAAUGUUAUCAAGUCUGUGUUAUUCUUUUACAGGAAGCAAAGAAAAGGAAUAUUAAUCUGUUAAAAAGAAAAAUGGCAGUGUCAACUUUUUUCUUCAAACUCUCUUCAAACUGUAUAAAUCAUUUUUCAAGAUUUAACUUGAAGUAACUUAAAUUGCUGAACUAAUGUUUAGUUGCAUAACCAUUGUUUUUGAUAACUGCUGCGCUUUUGUGUUGCAUUGAGUCAACCAACUUCUGGCACCUAGAAACAGGUAUUUCAGCCCAGGAUGAAUGAACUACAUUCCACAGUUCCUGUGAAUUUUUAGGUUUUGCUUCAGAAACUGCAUUUUUAAUGUCACCCCACAAGUUUUCAAUGGGUUUGAGGUCGGGGGUUGAGCUGGCCGUUGCCUCAAUCCUUUUUGUCUGGAACCAAGAUGUUGCUCCCUUACUCGUGUGUUUGAGGUCGUUGUCUUGUUGCAACACCCAUUUCAGGGGCAUUUCCUCUUCGGCAUACGGCAACAUAAUCUCUUCAAGUAUUUUGAUGUAUUCAAACUGAUCCAUGAUCCCUGGUAUACGAAACCCAACACCGUAGUAUGAAAAACAUCUCCAUACCAUGUUUUUUGCACCACCUAGUCUGACGUACUGUCGACGACCACUAGACCCAAAAAUAACUAUUUUACUCAUCAGUCCGCAGAAUGUUACGCCAUUUCUCUUUGGGCCAAUCGAUGUGUUCCUUGGCAAAUUUUAACCGAUUCUGCACAUGCCAUUUUUUCAACAAUGGUGCUUUACGGGGACUUCCUGCUGAUAGCUUAGCUUCAAUCAAACAUCUUCUGACUGUAACAGCACUUACAGGUAAUUGUAGAUCACUUUGAUCUUUCUGGAGCUGAUGAAUGGCUGAAUCUUUGCCAGUCUGACUAUUAUUUGAUCCCUUUUAACAGUAGUUGCUUGUUUUCUUCCGCGUGUUUUGGGUUUUUGUUGCCAUUUGGGAUCAUUUUAGCUGAGCAUCCUAUAAUUUGCUGCACUUCUUUAUAUGUUUUCCCCUCUCCAAUCAAGUUUUUAAUUACGUUGUUCCUCCAAACAAUGUUUGGAACAGCCCAUUUUACUUAUCAGUUCAGAAGGAAAUAUAUUUUAUAACAAUGUGUGAAACAUUUGCUUCCCUUCUUCCUUAAUAAAGGACGAUUAAUGACA
Molecule: messenger RNA, 5472 nt
Organism: Conger conger (European conger)
Lineage: Eukaryota; Metazoa; Chordata; Actinopteri; Anguilliformes; Congridae
Product: carnitine O-palmitoyltransferase 1, liver isoform-like
Exons: 19
Coding region: 122-2458 (778 amino acids)
Biological process (GO): carnitine metabolic process; fatty acid metabolic process
Cellular component (GO): mitochondrion
Molecular function (GO): carnitine O-palmitoyltransferase activity
Source: RefSeq, a predicted model, not a curated record